AAUAAUUAAUAAUUAAGGUAGAUUGUAUCUUCGAAGUUGAUUAGUUUGUGAAGGGUGAAAAGUAACAGCGGCUUCAGUGCAAAAUCAAAGACAUUUCAAGUCGAUGUGUUGAUAAAAACGGCAAAUCAUGGAUGAAGGGAUCGCAAAUGCCAAAAUGUUGGUGAAGAACCUGGUGGCAGGAGUGGACGUCGCGGCUCUCCUCGUCAAGACGAAAUUCUACACGUCGCUCUGCCUGGGAACAACAGCCAUCCUCUCGGUCUUCGCAUUCCUGUUCCUCAUCCCCUUCGUAGUCGACCCGGCCAUCUCGACCAUACUCGCCGAUUACGAGCAGAACCCUGUGACGUGCAUCGCGGUCGAACACGUCUACGCGGAAGGGCUAAGCAACUGCUCCUGGUCUUCGUGUAGGGAAGGAUGCACCAACGCCGCCCUCAGGUGCCACCAGAUACUCGUCAACUACUCGAAAAUUCCCUUCGAAGAAUGGCAAAAGAGCGAAAUAGAUAUGAAGACUGUCCAGUGGGACGUGGGCGAGACGAGGUUCUUCAUAAACACCGAAGGCUGCGGGUAUCCGCCGAGGGUGAACUGCUCUGAAUUCGCGAAGCAGUACGGCUCAAAGAACCUCGGCACACCUUUUCCCUGCUACUACAGCAAGACCUACCCGAGCAUGGUGGUGGCGAGGUAUUCGUGGGACGACAACCUACGGCACCUCAUCCUAUCUCUGGUCAUCCCCAACGUCCUUUUCGCCAUAUCAAUCGGCGUCCUCAUCUACUGGUACUGCCCCGGCUGCAACCGUUCCAGGCAACCCAUCGACACCUCUUCGUACGUCGAGAGCUUCCACUCAAAACACGAUUCUGAAACCGACUGCGUCGAAAGCAUGGGGACGAACCCGACCUUCGUCAUGGACGACGAAUGAAUCCGUGAGAGAGAAAGGGACGAAGACGAAGAGGAGUACGAGGACGAGGAAGAGUACUGACAGUGAUAGAACAACCUGAGGAAGGUACAUGCUCAACAGGCCAACCACCCCUCCACACCGAAGUCUAGCGAACUACCCCCAAUUUAUUAGCAACAUUUUUCUUCUUAAGCUCUUCCUCACUUCUCGAUGUCCGGUAAAAAAACAAAAACAACGAGGUUAUUUUCCAUCUCGAAUAUUAACCACAUAAAUACUAAUCGCAAUAAAAUAGAAUAUAAUAAAUCCUUAAGGAAAAGUAUAUAGGUUAGAGUGGGGCAGAUCGUAGAGUGGUAUAUCGCAAUUCUAUAGUAUAGAGGUUUCACUAAUCAUAUCAACUUUUAACGAGGAUAUUUUUAUGAUAUAGAAACAAGAGAACAGUACAAGGAUUUUAACUAGUGGUAAAAGAUUUGUUUUUGUCGGAAUAUCAACGUGCAAUGACAAUACGUCAGCACCUGUUUUCAAAUCUAAAAAAUAAUUCAAAAUUAGGAAUAAGCCACACUUAUUCUGUGUAGUUAAGUUGUUUUAAAAGUGUAUGUUCUUAUACACUUACGAAUAUGCUUAAUUUAAAAGUUUAUUUAAAACAGCAUAUUUUCAACAAAAAAAGGAACUUGAAUAUCGAGUAUAUAUUUUUUUCAGAUCCCUUAAGACUCAAGUUUGAAAAUACAUGUAACUGCUGCUGCAAAAUUUUAACAAUUUUCGUAAUACACAGUAGGAACAAAAAUUAACACUAAUGACAAACUUAACGUUAUAAUAGUGCAAGGGGAAUUUUAAAAGCAAAACACCUUUGGAAUUUUCACUCGAAAUGACCAUAACUAGUAGCCAACUGAUAAUUUUUAAAAUGAGUUUUAGAAAUUCACCCUAUAAAUUAUUAAUUGUGUAAAAAAACGAAAUUUAAUUAAAUUUACCUCGUGUUCAACAAUGUUGAUAUGCUCUUCACGUAGACAUCGCGUAUUUAAGAGUCUAAGGGACGAAAAUUGAAAGGAAAUAAAUACAAAAUCUUGUUCCUUUACAAAAUUCCUUAAGUGGCUGUCGAAAUGGCCAUUUUAGAGUCACCUAGCCAAAAAGGUUGCGAGUAGUAUACUCAACAAUUUUUGUUUUAAGUUAAAUUUUACAGUGCUCAAUUGAAUUGGCUUGUAGCAGUUAGUUGCAAUAAAAAUUGUUAAAUUCAAAUUGUGAUAGGAGUUUAUGCGACUCCUUUCGAUUUAGUAAUUGUUUAAAGAUAUAUUUGUACAGAAUAUUUUAAAAAAAUUGUUUAGCUUUAGAAUGCAAAUUAUUUUAGGUUUACAGAAAUUCGUUGAAUUUUGAACUCUGUUUUACCCCUUCAAAAGAGUUAUAUGUUUUAUACUGUGAGAAAAAAAAAAUUAAAUAAGAGAUCAUAAAAGCGCGACCAAAAUAUAUUUACAAAUACUGACAGAGUUUUAUUUUAUAAAAAUCUAUGUAUAUUUCAUGUUCAAUGUGAUUUCUAAAGCUUCUCCGGAAAGUGUGAAAUAUAUGUUUUUCGUUAUUUGUUAGUUGGAAAAAAUUGAAACAAGUGGUUGAGAACAAUGUCGAUAUUUAGAGGUUAAUUAGAUAAUACGGACAUUUUCAAUAGUAGGAAUAGAGUAGUAGAGUGCCAAAGGCAAAUCAAAAUUGCUAAUUGGGGCCUUUUAACUAAAAACCUUUAAAAUUAUAUAUAACCGUCUACGCCUUGAAAAGAGAAAAAACUAUGUACAGGUUGUGUUUUAAAGUUUAUAAAUAUCUAUUUGAAAUUUUAAAAGGAAAUGUUAUUUCUGUUCGACGUUCUUCCAGACCCGAUUGAAAUGACACGAAAUGCUUCAGCUUUAAAUCUGACUGUUGAUCUACUUUUGGAUAAACCAUUUUUGCCGCUAUAUUUUUCAUUCUCAGAUUUACAUAAUUAUAUUAAAUAAUAGGGAAAUCGUUUUAAUCUUUUAUC
This is a messenger RNA of Cimex lectularius (bed bug), 2879 nucleotides long. RefSeq names its product protein tipE (gene Teh2). Gene Ontology annotation, biological process: regulation of sodium ion transport. The record is from RefSeq and is a predicted model, not a curated record. The transcript has 4 exons. Gene Ontology annotation, molecular function: sodium channel regulator activity. Bases 128 to 910 code for a protein of 260 amino acids. NCBI's taxonomy places the organism in Eukaryota, Metazoa, Arthropoda, Insecta, Hemiptera, Cimicidae.